This is a messenger RNA of Prunus mume (Japanese apricot), 1190 nucleotides long. RefSeq lists its product as uncharacterized. NCBI's taxonomy places the organism in Eukaryota, Viridiplantae, Streptophyta, Magnoliopsida, Rosales, Rosaceae. The record is from RefSeq and is a predicted model, not a curated record.
GAUGGGGAAGCUUCGAUGGAAGCCACCACAGAUACACUUGUCAUCAAAGGUCCCAAGAAAUCUCCACUGAUACUGAGGAUGGUGGUUCUACUUUUUGCAAUGGUUUGUGGAGUUUACAUUUGCUUAGUUUGUUUGAAGCAAAUAAACACUCACACCAAGACCAAAUUCUUGAACAUCAUAGCCAUUAAUCACCAAAACCAAAUUAAUCAAUCUUGUCAAGUUCCUGAUCUUGAGAAAUCCGAAAUCGGCUAUGUUCAUUACCCAAAACCUCAAACAUUCAAAAGGAAGGAAUGUGCCUGCAAUCCAGUACGGUACUUUGCCAUAUUGUCAAUGCAGAGAUCCGGGAGUGGAUGGUUUGAAACGUUGUUGAAUAGUCACAUUAAUGUAAGUUCAAAUGGGGAAAUAUUUUCGGUCCGGGAUAGGAGGCUUAAUGUAUCUUCAAUCUUGAAGAACAUGGAUAAAGUUUAUAAUCUGGACUGGUUUAGUAGUGCUUCCAAGAAUGAGUGUAAUGCUGCUGUUGGAUUCAAAUGGAUGCUUAAUCAGGGCUUGAUGGAGAAUCAUGAAGAGAUAGUGAAGUACUUCAAGAAAAAAGGAGUGUCUGCAAUAUUCCUCUUCAGAAGGAACUUGCUCCGCAGAAUGAUUUCUGUACUUGCAAAUUCCUAUGAUAAAGAUGCUAAGCCACUGAAUGGGACGCACAAGUCUCAUGUCCAUUCUCCAUUGGAGGCUGAAAUACUAGCAAAAUACAAACCCAAGAUAAAUGCGACAUUACUAAUUCGAGAUCUUGCGCAAGAUGAGGCGGCAGCUGCCAAAGCUGUAGAAUAUUUCAACACCACUCGCCAUAUUGUUGUUUACUACGAGGACGUUCUCAACAACCGCACUAAACUUAAUGAGGUUCAAGACUUCCUUAGGUUGCCCCACAGAGAGCUCAAGAGCCGUCAGGUUAAGAUCCAUACGACGCCGUUAUCAAACCAAGUUGAGAACUGGGAAACUGUUGAGAAAACACUCAAAGGCACAUCGUACGAGACUUUCCUCCAUGCAGACUAUCAACUGCCCUCUUCACCACAAUCUGCACUAAUUAAUUUCACUUGAGAAGAGAUUGUCAUCAGAGUUUAUGUACAUAACCCACUUCAUUUCACAGUUCUCCAAAUUUUCCCAUCUCAAAAAUUUUGUUCAUUGAAUUCUUUUUUUCU